UGUUUGUACGACUAGGAGACAUGGCGGAGUCGCCGGCGGCGACUGGGUCUGGGGCCGGCCGAAGGCGCAGGGCAACGGCAACGGCGGCUGCUUGGGGCGGUUGGGGUGGCCGACCCCAACCCCAGAACAUUCUGCUGCAGUUGCGCCAGGGUCAGCUAACCGGCCGGGGCCUGGUACGGUCUGUGCAGUUCCCAGAAACUUUUUUGGCAGAGAGGGACAAGCAGUCCAAAUGGAGUGGACUUCCUCAGCUGCUUCUUAAAUUAUAUUCCACCAGCCACCUCCACAGCGACUUCAUUGAGUGCCAAAACAUCCUCAAGCUCCUUGUAGAAAUUCUUAUGAGGCCUACAAUCUCUAUCCGUGGACAGAAACUAAAAAUAAGUGAUGAAAUGUCCAAGGACUGCUUGAGCAUCCUGUAUAAUACCUGUGUCUGUACGGAAGGAGUUACAAAGCGCUUAGCAGAAAAGAAUGAAUUUGUCAUCUUCCUGUUUACACUUAUGACAAGUAAGAAGACAUUCUUACAAACAGCAACCCUCAUUGAAGAUAUUCUGGGUGUUAAAAAGGAAAUGAUCCGACUAGACGAAGUCCCCAACCUGAGUUCCUUAGUAUCCAAUUUCGAUCAGCAGCAACUCGCUAAUUUCUGCCGGAUUCUGGCUGUCACAAUUUCUGAGAUGGAUACAGGGAAUGAUGACAAACACACACUUCUUGCCAAAAAUGCUCAGCAGAAGAAGAGCUUGAGUUUGGGGCCUUCUGCAGCCGAAAUCAACCAAGCUGCCCUUCUUAGCAUCCCUGGCUUUGUCGAACGGCUUUGCAAGCUGGCAACUCGAAAAGUGUCAGAGUCAACAGGCACAGCCAGCUUCCUUCAGGAGUUAGAAGAGUGGUACACAUGGCUCGACAAUGCUUUGGUGCUGGAUGCCCUGAUGCGAGUGGCCAAUGAGGAAUCUGAGCACAGUCAAGCCUCCAUUGUGUUCCCUCCCCCAGGGGCUUCUGAGGAGAAUGGCCUGCCUCACACUUCAACCAGGACCCAGCUGCCCCAGUCAAUGAAGAUUAUGCAUGAGAUCAUGUACAAACUGGAAGUGCUCUAUGUCCUCUGCGUACUACUGAUGGGGCGUCAGCGGAACCAGGUUCACAGAAUGAUUGCAGAAUUCAAGCUGAUACCAGGGCUCAAUAAUUUGUUUGACAAGCUGAUUUGGAGGAAGCAUUCCGCAUCUGCCCUCGUCCUCCAUGGUCAUAACCAGAACUGUGACUGUAGCCCGGACAUUACCUUGAAGAUACAGUUUUUGAGGCUUCUGCAGAGUUUCAGUGACCACCACGAAAACAAGUACCUGCUGCUCAACAACCAGGAGCUGAAUGAACUCAGUGCCAUCUCUCUCAAAGCAAACAUCCCCGAGGUCGAGGCUGUCCUCAACACUGACAGGAGUUUGGUGUGUGAUGGGAAAAGGGGCUUAUUAACACGCCUCCUGCAGGUCAUGAAGAAAGAGCCCGCCGAGUCAUCUUUUAGGUUUUGGCAAGCGCGGGCUGUGGAGAGUUUCCUCCGAGGGACCACCUCCUAUGCAGACCAGAUGUUCCUGCUGAAGCGAGGCCUUUUGGAGCACAUCCUGUAUUGCAUUGUGGACAGCGAGUGCAAGUCAAGGGAUGUGCUCCAGAGUUACUUUGACCUCCUGGGGGAACUGAUGAAGUUCAAUGUUGAUGCAUUCAAGAGAUUCAAUAAAUACAUUAACACUGAUGCAAAGUUCCAGGUGUUCCUGAAGCAAAUCAACAGUUCACUGGUUGACUCCAACAUGCUGGUGCGCUGUGUCACUCUGUCACUGGACCGAUUUGAAAACCAAGUAGACAUGAAAGUUGCCGAAGUCCUGUCUGAGUGCCGCCUGCUCGCCUACAUAUCCCAGGUGCCCACACAGAUGUCCUUCCUCUUCCGCCUCAUCAAUAUAAUCCACGUGCAGACACUGACCCAGGAGAAUGUCAGCUGCCUCAACACCAGCCUGGUGAUCCUGAUGCUGGCGCGACGGAAAGAACGUCUGCCCCUGUACCUGCGGCUGCUGCAGCGGAUGGAACACAGCAAGAAGUAUCCAGGCUUCCUGCUCAACAACUUCCACAACCUGCUGCGCUUCUGGCAGCAGCACUACCUGCACAAGGACAAGGACAGCACCUGCCUAGAGAAUAGCUCCUGCAUCAGCUUCUCAUACUGGAAGGAGACCGUGUCCAUCCUGUUGAACCCUGACCGCCAGUCCCCCUCCGCCCUCGUCAGCUACAUUGAGGAGCCCUUCAUGGACAUAGACAGAGACUUCACUGAGGAGUGACCUUAGCCUUGCCUCCGAAGGCUGCUGGGCUGGGCCAGUGCGGGUGAGCGUGGGUCCUUGUGCCACACGCCCUGCCUUGCUCCCAUCCCUUCCCUGCCUCCCUGCUGCUCUCUGCCUGCCCCAGGUCUUCACGUGCAGGCUUGGUGGGAGGGA
Molecule: messenger RNA, 2450 nt
Organism: Elephantulus edwardii (Cape elephant shrew)
Lineage: Eukaryota; Metazoa; Chordata; Mammalia; Macroscelidea; Macroscelididae
Gene: TRPC4AP
Product: transient receptor potential cation channel, subfamily C, member 4 associated protein
Exons: 18
Coding region: 21-2297 (758 amino acids)
Biological process (GO): ubiquitin-dependent protein catabolic process
Cellular component (GO): Cul4A-RING E3 ubiquitin ligase complex
Molecular function (GO): phosphatase binding
Source: RefSeq, a predicted model, not a curated record